UGUCGGCGACCAUCGAUGGAGGGGAUUGUGAAGUUUUCUUGAGCGUUGCUUCUUGUGCAGGAAGCGUCUCAAUCCCGCCGCUGUACAGCUUGCGUCGUGGGAUGGAAGAUGUGGGCGGCAGAGAAGGGGAGGUUGGUUCUGGCUGCUGUGAUGGGGUUCAGUUUGUUGGUCCUGCUUCAGUGGAUUAUUAUCGGGAGAAGGAGGCGCCUGCUUGCAAGCGCCCUAGAUUAAUGGCUACCGAUCAAAAGUGGAUAGAAUUGGAUGUAGAGAAAGAAUCAACUCAGCCAAGUCCCCUCGGUUUGAAAUUGACAAAAACACCAUCCUUUAUGGAACUCAUUCAAGCAAAGCUAUCUCAAGGACAACCACCAGAGUCUGACGAAAAACAGAGUCUCCAACAUGAGAUGGUAAUGGAUAAGGUAGUCAAUGCAGUUCUGAAUACUCCAAGUGCAGAAAAGAUGAAGGCUUCAAAUUCCGCUGCAAGUUUUCUCAAGAUAGGUUCAUGGGAGCGGGUUUCAAGGUAUGACGGAGACUUAGUGGCUAAGUGCUACUUUGCUAAGCGCAAGCUUGUAUGGGAGGUUCUGGAAGGAGGAUUGAAAAGUAAAAUUGAGAUCCAAUGGUCUGAUAUAACUUCGCUUAGAACUAGAUAUCGUCAAAAUCAUCCUGAUCAGUUGGAGGUUGAGCUGUCAAAGGUGCCCCUCUUCUUUCGUGAGACAAAUCCUCAACCUAGAAAGCACACUUUGUGGCAAGCAGCAAAUGAUUUCACAGGAGGUCAAGCUGUUACGUACAGGAGACACUUAAUUCAAUUUGCUGAAGGAACUCUUGAGAAGCAUUAUCAAAAGAUGCUACAGUGUGACUCACGGCUGCAUAUGUUAUCUAAGGCCAACUUUCCAAGUUCUGUUUCUCCAUAUUUUGAAACAGGCAAUCAGGAGUAUCGAGAUCAUGGAGGUCACCUUUCCCAUUUACUGCAGCAGAAUAAUUCAAGUAUGUCAUAUACUCAGAGAAAAAUCCCAAACGAGAUUUUUCAUCCACCAGUUCAGUUGUGUGUCCAAGCUCAAAGAGCAAGCAGUUCAUUCAAUCAAGGAGACUUUCAGCAUGUCAGAUCUGCAUUUGAUUUUGACCCUGCUUCUCCAAGUUCAGUGGUGGAUUCUCCUUACAGUGAAGAACAGGGUAUCAGUAAUUCUGAUGAUGGGUACAUGGGCGGAUGUGAACAAUAUUAUGAACCAGCUUACAGUAACAUUCACGAUUCUUUUCAAGGUUCAUACUUGAAUAUGCCAAGCAAUAUCACAUUUGGCAACCAAGUCAACCAUUUCUCUCAAGGACAUGUCAUUCCCUGUUAUCCCUCCUUUCCAACAAACAGGGCCGAGAACAUAUCUGCAAAUCAAGAAGUUCUGGAAAGCAUUGCCAGACAUUUGUUUUGUGAACCUCUUGUCUCUGAAUCCUGCAACAAUCAGAAUCAGCAAAUGAUCAUGGGAAUGAAUUCACUGAGUUCCCUCAUUGGUGCAACUGGUGCCUCCAUGAAUGCAUCCCAGCAAGGAGACUGUUACCCACUGUACCAAAUUGUCUCUGAAAAUCCAGACGCUAUAGGUACUCUCUCUUCAGACGCACACAUAGUUCCAUCAUCCUGGGGAACAUCCAGUCAUUUAGUGGGGUCAAUGCCUGGAGCAGAGUUGCAGAAUAAUGUCUAUGGUGUGCCAUCAUAUUGACUGAGUCGGUUUUUCUCUUUUGUUAGUCCAGGCAGCAGAGUUCACCUUGCAGAGUUGGCUUCAUUUAACUUGACAUCAAAUGCCGAGACACAUACAACAUUUUGAUGUUUCGACUUCCCAUUCUGUUUCUUGAUUAUCCAUUUUUGUUGGCGACAGUGCAACUAGCCGUUGCUUCCGCAUUUUCAUUUUGUCAAGAUUCAGUUAUAAUUUUUUUGUUGCCACAGAUUUGUGGGUCUUAGGAAGUUUAGCUCCAUAAUUUGGUGCUCUUUUCAUUUGUUCUCCGUGGUGCAUUAG
This is a messenger RNA of Nymphaea colorata (pocket water lily), 1997 nucleotides long. RefSeq lists its product as uncharacterized. The transcript has 7 exons. The record is from RefSeq and is a predicted model, not a curated record. The coding region runs from base 102 to 1703 and encodes 533 amino acids. Lineage: Eukaryota; Viridiplantae; Streptophyta; Magnoliopsida; Nymphaeales; Nymphaeaceae.